This is a messenger RNA of Leptosomus discolor (cuckoo roller), 964 nucleotides long. RefSeq names its product XIAP associated factor 1 (gene XAF1). Gene Ontology annotation, cellular component: mitochondrion. NCBI's taxonomy places the organism in Eukaryota, Metazoa, Chordata, Aves, Leptosomiformes, Leptosomidae. The record is from RefSeq and is a predicted model, not a curated record. Gene Ontology annotation, biological process: apoptotic process.
AUGACAGAAGAGACCACAUUCUGCAAAAAUUGUAAACGAGAUGUGUCUGCUGCCAAUUUCCCCCUCCAUGAGGCCCACUGCUUGCGGUUUCUCACUCUCUGCCCAGAAUGUGAUGAACCAGUUGCCCAAAAGGAUAUGCAAGACCAUCAAACAGAAGCACACAAGCAGGUCAGAUGUAAUCUUUGUCACCAAAGCAUGCAGCAAUACCAGUUGGAGCAUCAUGGGACCAAGGAAUGCCACAAACGAGCAAUGAAGUGCAAUAUCUGUGAGCUUGAAAUGCCCUUCAACAAGCUGGAGGAACACCUGAACGCCUGUGCCAGCCGAACAGAGUGGUGUUGGGAGUGUAACAAAUACAUCAUGUACAAAGACCAGAACAAACAUAAAGCUAUUUGUCAGAACAAUGGUCUGUCCUAUCAUAAGGAUGUGAACUUUCAAAGCAGUGAAGCAUCCACUAGUGCAACGUUUAUUGGCCCCACUGGUACUGGUGGCAAUCUUUGUCAGAAGUGCCAUAAGUCAUUCCCAGAUGACCAGUAUGCCCAACAUCUGAAUAAAUGCAGUGAAGCCAAUAAUCUGACAAAAGUUCUUGCUGGCCAGUCAACUUCAAAACUCAGCAGUGAUCCACCACAGUCUUCUUCCUCCCUGUCUCCCUCUUCCUCCUCCAAGAAUGCAAUGGCAUGGAAGGAUGUCCGUCCCAAAAUAAAAGAAAGGGACCAGCCACUGGCCUCCAAAACAUUGCUUAAGCUCUCAAAGAACAAAAAGCUUGUCUUUCCCUCUCCCACAAGAGGUGGACUUUCCACAUCACCUCAAGCUCUUACAGACAUCCAGUCUUUUGACACACUGGUGACCUGUGCCCAUUGCAACAUUCUUCUGCCAUUUCCAACCCUUCAGAAACACGAGAUCAAAUGUCUACAUUUGACAUUUCAAAAUGCUAGGAUGAAACAAAAAUCAAGCCAUGGAGAAAAAG